This is a messenger RNA of Pocillopora damicornis (cauliflower coral), 836 nucleotides long. RefSeq lists its product as uncharacterized. Gene Ontology annotation, cellular component: cell surface; plasma membrane. Gene Ontology annotation, biological process: regulation of natural killer cell mediated cytotoxicity. Gene Ontology annotation, molecular function: signaling receptor activity. The record is from RefSeq and is a predicted model, not a curated record. NCBI's taxonomy places the organism in Eukaryota, Metazoa, Cnidaria, Anthozoa, Scleractinia, Pocilloporidae.
UCAACAUACGAAGCGAAAUCAACAGACGAAGCGAUAUCAACAGACGAAGUGAAAUCAACAGACAAAGCGAUAUCAACAGACGAAGCGAAAUCAACAGACGAAGCGAUACCAACAGACGAAGCGAAAUCAACAGACAAAUUGAUGUCAACCGACAAAGUCAUCAUGGAUGACAGCAGCAGCUCUUCCCCCUCAGUUAUAAUAGUGGCUAUAUCUUUAGGAGCAGUGCUUUUCGUGGCGUUGAUCAUUCUUAUUGCUGUCAUAAUACUAAGGCGAAAAAAGCGUCAGGGAAAAGAUGAAGAAAGUGCUGCGCCGAAGAGCAGUGAAAAAGACCACUUAGCAGGGAGCCAGUAUGAAUCUGUAAAUCCAGUUGAAGCCGCAAAGCUUCUUAGGUCUGCCAACACCUCCCCCGAUGUGAGUAAGACUAGGUACGAACCACCACCAGAAGAUUGUGAAUAUGCCGUUGUCAACAAGGCAAACAAGAAGCGAAAGGAGGCAGACCUUGUGUACGCUCAACUUGCUGAAUUUGACCAUGAAACUGACUUUGCAAAGCCACCAAAACCACCCAGCUAUGAGCCCACGGUAUACGCUGAUGUUGAAGAAAUGCCUCCUGAGUUGCCUGGUAGAGAGGAUCCAGACUCCUCACAGCCAACGUACGCAAAUCUUGAAACGACUGGUGUCUGAAUGAAAAAAACAAACAAACAAAAACAAAAACAAAAAUGUAAUAGAUUUAUGUUAAGAUAAUGGUGUUGGUUUGAACACACCCAGCUGCUGAUGUCCAGUUUAGAGUACUAUAAAUGAAUUUAAAUAAAGUUUUCGCUAGAUGGUAUCGAGGAAAA